Messenger RNA from Apis laboriosa (Himalayan honeybee), 644 nucleotides. It is a transcript of the gene ND-B14.5B, whose product is annotated as NADH dehydrogenase [ubiquinone] 1 subunit C2. The record is from RefSeq and is a predicted model, not a curated record. Lineage: Eukaryota; Metazoa; Arthropoda; Insecta; Hymenoptera; Apidae. The coding region runs from base 194 to 562 and encodes 122 amino acids. Gene Ontology annotation, biological process: mitochondrial electron transport, NADH to ubiquinone. The transcript has 4 exons. Gene Ontology annotation, cellular component: mitochondrial inner membrane.
UUUACUCCAUUCUUGUGUCUAUUUAUUUUAUUAUUUGUAUUAGUUUCUUCUAAUAACAUUUUAGAACUUUAGAAUAACACUUAUAAUGUCGAUUUGUGAUUAAUUUUAUUUCAUUGUACAACUUAUGGAUUAGAAUUUCAAUAGAAUCUAUUCUAUUCAAUUGUUACAUAUCUAACUAUCAAUAAACGAAUAGAUGGAAGCGAAAGAAGAAAAUUUUCCUGCUCAAUGGGCAAUUGAUCUUCUUGAACCUACAGCAUUAGAUCAGUCAAACUAUAUUUUUAAAUAUUAUUUAGCACCGAUUGCUGGAUUUGCGUGUGGCAUUACACAAGUGACAUUAAACAAAAUGCAAAAAAAGCCUACAUAUACUAAUAAACCCUAUAUGUUACUUGGAUUUUUGGGUGGUAAUCUUUUUGGAUAUAUUGUACAUGCUAUGUUUGACAUAAAAUCUGCAAGGAAAGAUGCAAUAAUAAGAGAUUAUAUAAGGCUUCAUCCAGAAUAUUUUCCUAAACCAGAAUAUAAAAAAUAUGCAGAUAUUCUUGAGCCAUGGACUCCAUGUCGUUAAAAAACUGUAAUGUGUUCAUUCUUAUUAUGUAGCAUAAUUUUUUCUAUGAAUAGUGAAUAAAAAAUGAAAUAUACUAUUAAAA